AUCUCAUUCUUGUAUACUUGCAUAUUUUUUUCAGAUUCUUUUGAAACCGGAAAGUUUGAAUUUUAAUUUUUUUAAAAAAUUGGGCUCGAUGGAGCCCGGUCACCAAAACGCUCCAAGUCACCUAGGGAGUAUAAUUCUCAUCCUUGUACAAUUAUAUGAAAUGUUGGAGUACAAUUUUCAACGAGUAAUUCGCAUAUAUUCUGAGGCACCUAAUUCAAUUUUAUAUGUACGUCCAGAUUUUGUCCAAUAUUUAGAUUACUUUUGUCAGAAUGGGCGGUCGUGUUGUUUGGGUGCCAUCAACGAUGUACGCACUACUAGUACUUGAAAAGGACUUUUUUGUCUUUCCACUGAAGAGCAUAAAAACUCUCUCUCCUUUCCCUUGGACAAAGAAAUGCAUAGUGUAUCAAUCAUUGUCACUCAUAUUGCCACCAACCAACAACAAAUUAACGAACAAUAAUGUGGUUUGUUAGGAGAGAGGAAUUAAUAUCCUGUACACGUCAACAACUCAUCCAAGACAAAUUAUCAUGUGUUUUCUAAGUUUUGAAACAUGAGAAUUAGCAAAUAAGUCGAGUUUGUAUCCUCCAAACCACGAGUCGAGAAGAUGACAUGAUGUGACACUCACCAACGAGGCGGCCGGGCCCUUUAUAAAAUCUCCUAAGUUGGGGCACCUUCGUCAUGUACGAAUCUACAACAUGCAACCAUGGCCUCACCACCCCAUCUCAACAAGCACCUCAAACCAUUGUUCCAGCUCGUCGUAAACAACUUGCUUGUAUUCGUCGCCGCACCGCUGACAGCCACCAUGGUCCUCCAUAAAGCCGCACAGCUCGGACCCGAGGAGAUCCUCUCCCGUCUCCAUGGUUUACGGCAGGUCCACGUUCUGCUCGUCGUCUUCCUCCCGCUUUCCUUGGCCACCCUCUACCUCAUGAGUCGCCCUCGUAGCGUGUACCUCAUCCACUACGCUUGCUGCCGGCCAAAAUCCAAUUGUCGCGUCUCCAUAGGCUCCUCCGUCGAGAAUGUUCGCCUCUCGCCUUACCUCGAUGAUGGAGGUGUCGACUUCAUGACGCGCAUGCUCAAGCGCUCGGGCCUCGGUGACCAGACCUACCUCCAUCCUUCGUUCCACUAUAUCCCCCCGCGUUGCAGCUUAAGUGAUGGCCGUGACGAGGCGGAGCAGGUCAUCUUUGCAGCCGUCGACGACUUGUUCGCCAAGACAUGCAUAAGUCCUGGAGCUAUCGACAUACUCGUCACCAACUGCAGUGGAUUCAACCCGACCCCGAGCUUGGCUGACAUCGUCGUGAACAAGUACAAGCUCAGAGCCGACAUCCGAAGCGUGCACAUAUCCGGGAUGGGGUGCAGCGCGGGGGUGAUCUCCCUAGAGGUCGUGAGAAACCUCCUGCAGGCGGCACCACAGGGCGCUUGCGCCCUGAUGGUGUCCACAGAGGGUACCUCUAUCAUCAACUAUGCCGGCAAGAACAGGGGGAUGCUACUGCCGUACGCCCUGUUCCGCAUGGGUGCGGCCGCGGUGCUGCUGUCGACGUCCAAGUCCAUGGCCCGCUUCCGGCUCAUGCACAUCGUGCGAACGCUCACCGCCGCACAUGACAGAGCUUACAUGUGCAUUUCCAUGAAAGAGGACCAUGAGGGAGAAACAGGGGCAUACCUGUCCAAGGACCUUGUGUCGGUCGCCGGCGAAGCUCUCAAGGCCAACAUCAAGGAAGUAGGGUCCCUCGUGCUCCCGCGCUCGGAGAAGCUGCUCUUUGCGAUCUCGUUCAUUGCGCGGAAGGUGCUGAGAAGGAAGAUCAAGCUCUAUGUCCCUGAUUUCCGGACGGCCUUCCAGCACUUUUGCAUCCAUUCCGGUGGUCGGGCGGUGAUCGACGCGGUGCAAAGUAGCUUAAGCUUAUCAGACAGGGAUGUCGAGCCAUCACGAAUGACGCUUCACCGGUUCGGGAACACGUCCAGCAGUUCAUUGUGGUACGAACUUGCAUACAUCGAGGCCAAGAGGCGGAUGCGGAAGGGCCACCGGGUGUGGAUGAUCGGGUUCGGUUCUGGGUUCAAGUGCAACAGCGCCGUGUGGCAGUGCAUCAGGCCGGCCAACAACACCGCUGCUGGCACGCCAUGGGCUGAUUCUAUUCAUCUGUAUCCUCUCAACAACAUCUCGGAGGAAACGGGCUAAAAACUUCGUGCACGGACGUCUACAAUUCAAUCCAUACCAUAGUAUUGAUUUGUCUGUUUAAGUUUGCUUUAUUCAUAGCACGCUGAGACAAAGAAAAUGUAUGUAAUGUUGUUGGAGAAAAAAAUAGGAAAAUAAAGCAUGUUUGUGGGUAAGUAGAGCAACAUAUAAAACACAUUUAGACAUGUAUCUGGCACCCUAUUUUCUACUUAACGGCCACACCCACAACCACUGCCUCAAGGAGUGCACACAACUAUCUUUACUAAAAGACAAUAUUAAUGAUCAUGAUUCUUCUCAGUCCCAAUCAAAAGUAGCUGGUGGAGUGUAAAUCAUUAUGAGCCUAACAACAUCAACAUGUUCUAACACAAAUUUAGUGAUUUCCAUUUUUGUUAGGAUCACGUAGAAAAUGGAGGAUGGCAUGUGGAGCCUCCAUUAUUCGUGAGCCUUUUUCUCUUUCUCGCAGUUUAAAUA
Messenger RNA from Aegilops tauschii subsp. strangulata, 2635 nucleotides. Its product is annotated as 3-ketoacyl-CoA synthase 5-like. The record is from RefSeq and is a predicted model, not a curated record. Gene Ontology annotation, biological process: fatty acid biosynthetic process. Gene Ontology annotation, cellular component: membrane. NCBI's taxonomy places the organism in Eukaryota, Viridiplantae, Streptophyta, Magnoliopsida, Poales, Poaceae. Gene Ontology annotation, molecular function: acyltransferase activity, transferring groups other than amino-acyl groups.